GGUUGGUGGCAGGAUCAGCUCCUGUCCGAUCGAUCUAUCCGAGGAAUGGCUGCCCUAACGGCUGUGUUUGCUAUCGCAAUGAUUAUUAUCAUGGCUACCAACGCGAAUGCAUUCAGGCACCGACCAAACAAGAACUCCACAUCUGUAGGCGGACAGGAACAAUCAUGUAAAAGUGUCCAGCGAACUAAUUCGGCUUUGCUGAUACUCAUCAACAUCGCCGCGACGAUGAUUCUGGGAAUGUCAAAUACCUACCAACAAAUGGUGACAAGCUUGAAAGUCGGGGACAUCAAAUAUGUCCUAUCUAAAUAUGGCGAUACCCGGGUCGGCACGAAUUCCCCCUUCGCUAUAAAUCACAAGCGUGAAGGAAGGCUAAAUUCAUGGCUGGCAUGGGUACUUCUGAUCUCCACAUCACUGCCUGUGCAUUUCCUUGCGAACAGCUUGAUCGGGCCAUCUUUGGUAUACACUCCACCAAAGGUCGUUCAGUACAAUGCAACCACAGUCACUACCUGGAGUUCUUACGCCUCCUAC
Mytilinidion resinicola is the source of this 528-nucleotide messenger RNA. RefSeq lists its product as uncharacterized. The transcript has 4 exons. NCBI's taxonomy places the organism in Eukaryota, Fungi, Ascomycota, Dothideomycetes, Mytilinidiales, Mytilinidiaceae. The annotation marks the transcript as partial. The record is from RefSeq and is a predicted model, not a curated record.